UUUGAACCAAGGCCUCGGCAAUGAGAAAGGAUAGAAAGGUCAAAUGUGACAAAUAUCUAGAAUUUAGGGUCAGUAAGACUAGGGCAAGGAUUGAAUGUGGUGGCCGAGGGAAAGGGAGAAGUGACUCCUAGGUUGUGACUGGGGUGGACCAAAGUAUAAUAAGGUCGAAGAGAAAGAUGAAAUCCCAAUUUGAGAGGCCUAAAGUUUGAGGUCCUGUGGGCCUUUCGUGGAUACAGUCCAUCUAGGGUGGGGGCAGAGAGGCGUUUCCGCUGCUCCUCCACCCCCACCUGGGCCUGAAGAGAUGCUGGGAGAAGGUUCGCGCAGGAAGUACAGGAAGUGAACUGUCCUCACUCUUGAGUCUCUUCAGCAGCAGCUGCAGGAAGAGCGUGGGGGGACCGCGACACAAAGAGUGCGCAGGCACCGCCUUCGUCAGUUCAGCCCCUUUAAGAAGCGCGCUCCCAGCUUCCAGCCCGCCUUGCAUGCAAAUUUAGCGGCGGGGCGGGAGCGCGCGAGUGAUACCCGGGGACAGGGCUGCGGCGGUUAGUCCUCUCCCGGCCGCCGUCGCCUCCGACAUAUUGCCCGCAGGAGCUGCGGCGGCGAAGCGGAGAGCGCCGGGGGGGAGGAGAUGGCCACACAGGAGGACGAAGAGGUCCCAACCGGACAUCUUACUGUCGAAAUCCACUCUGUGAGCCAGGAUCCUCAGGGGGCUCUGGUGGGGGCCACACUUCCAGUGCAUCAGUGACCAGUGUCCGUUCUCGAACCAGGAGCAGUUCUGGGACAGGGCUGUCCAGCCCCCCUCUGGCUACCCAGACGGUCGUGCCUCUACAGCAUUGCAAGAUCCCUGAGCUGCCAGUCCAGGCCAGCAUUCUGUUUGAGUUGCAGCUCUUCUUUUGCCAGCUAAUAGCCCUCUUCGUGCACUACAUCAACAUCUACAAGACAGUGUGGUGGUAUCCACCUUCCCACCCGCCCUCCCACACCUCCCUGAACUUCCACCUGAUCGACUUCAACUUGCUGAUGGUGACCACCAUUGUUCUGGGCCGCCGCUUCAUUGGGUCCAUCGUGAAGGAGGCUUCUCAGAGGGGGAAGGUCUCCCUCUUUCGAUCCAUCCUGCUGUUCCUCACCCGAUUCACCGUUCUCACGGCAACAGGCUGGAGCCUAUGCCGAUCCCUCAUCCACCUCUUCAGGACAUACUCCUUCCUGAACCUUCUGUUCCUCUGCUAUCCGUUUGGGAUGUAUAUUCCGUUCCUGCAGCUGAACUGUGAUCUCCGCAAGACAAGCCUGUUCGGCCACAUGGCCUCUGUGGGGCCCCGGGAGGCAGUCAGCGGCCUGGCGAAGAGCCGAGACUACCUAUUGACGCUGCGGGAGACAUGGAAGCAGCACACGAAACAGCUGUAUGGCCCGGACGCCAUGCCCACCCAUGCCUGCUGCCUGUCACCCAGCCUCAUCCGCAGUGAGGUAGAGUUCCUCAAGAUGGAUUUCAACUGGCGCAUGAAGGAAGUGCUGGUCAGCUCCAUGCUGAGUGCCUAUUAUGUGGCCUUUGUGCCUGUCUGGUUUGUGAAGAACACACAUUACUACGACAAGCGUUGGUCCUGUGAACUCUUCCUUCUGGUAUCCAUCAGCACCUCGGUGAUUCUCAUGCAGCACCUGCUGCCUGCCAACUACUGCGACCUCCUUCACAAGGCUGCCGCCCACCUGGGCUGCUGGCAGAAGGUGGACCCAGCGCUGUGCUCCAAUGUGCUCCAGCACCCGUGGACUGAAGAAUGCAUGUGGCCGCAGGGCGUGCUGGUGAAGCACAGCAAGAACGUCUACAAAGCAGUGGGCCACUACAAUGUGGCUAUCCCCUCUGACGUCUCCCACUUCCGGUUCCACUUCUUUUUCAGCAAACCCCUGCGGAUCCUCAACAUCCUUCUGCUGUUGGAGGGUGCUGUCAUUGUCUACCAGCUGUAUUCCUUAAUGUCCUCUGAAAAGUGGCACCAAACCAUCUCACUGGCCCUCAUCCUCUUCAGCAACUACUAUGCCUUCUUCAAACUGCUUCGGGACCGCCUGGUACUGGGCAAGGCCUAUUCGUACUCAGCCAGCCCUCAGAGAGACCUGGACCACCGGUUCUCCUGAGCCCCAGGAUGACCUCAGGGACAGCAUCCAAGCUUUGGCAAGGGGCUAUUGGGAAGGGGUGGGAGGGACAAAGAAAAAAAAAAAGACAAAAAAAUUCACCAGAGCUUUGUAUUUUUGUUACGUAUUGUUUCUUUGAUAAUUGAUGUGAUAAUGAGGAAAAACGUCCUAUUUUUAUACUCCCAA
Messenger RNA from Nycticebus coucang (slow loris), 2295 nucleotides. RefSeq names its product transmembrane protein 39B (gene TMEM39B). The record is from RefSeq and is a predicted model, not a curated record. Bases 1015 to 2112 code for a protein of 365 amino acids. Gene Ontology annotation, cellular component: membrane. The transcript has 9 exons. NCBI's taxonomy places the organism in Eukaryota, Metazoa, Chordata, Mammalia, Primates, Lorisidae.